This is a messenger RNA of Alternaria arborescens, 1437 nucleotides long. RefSeq lists its product as hypothetical. NCBI's taxonomy places the organism in Eukaryota, Fungi, Ascomycota, Dothideomycetes, Pleosporales, Pleosporaceae. The coding region runs from base 1 to 1437 and encodes 478 amino acids. The transcript is spliced from 4 exons. The record is from RefSeq and is a predicted model, not a curated record.
AUGUGGUCGACGCUAGUACUACCACUGCUUGCCUUUUCAUUGCGCACGGUAUCAGCCCUUCCUCAGGGCCGUCGAUGCAAUUGUGAAGAGCACCCGGUAUGCAUCAUUGGUGCAGGUCCUGCCGGUCUGGCUGCUGCCGGUCGUUUGGAAGAGAAGGGUAUCAAGGCAGUCAUGUUCGACCGCCAAGCGGAGGUUGGUGGUAAAUGCCAGGCUUGGUACGACGACCAAGGAAUCUUCCACCCACUCGGCGCCGCCUUCUUUUCGAAUGCGACAUACACAGACACCAUCAGCAUCCUCAACCAGACGAAUGUCUCCAUUGAGCCCUUCGCGCUUGCUGGUGCGCGCGAAAUGUACCGCUACAACUAUACCACCGGCGACAUUUCCAUGAACCCCACCCUAACCCCGCAGUUUACUGCGCAGGUAUCCGCAGAAAUCCCGAGGUACAUUCAGCUAUGGAAUCAGCGCUUCCGACCGAUUAGUGUUGUGAACUACAAGAAUGGUGUACCAGACGAAUUCACCGUAUCCGGCGCAGAAUGGUUCCGCCAGAAUAACUUCACAGCGCUUCCUAUUCUCCUUGUCAACCCCGUUGCGCUUUAUGGUUAUGGCGACAUCAACAUUGUUCCAGCACUGUACAUCCUGCAGUACUUCGCCCCGGAUAUCCUCACGGCCUUUGUCGGCCUACACAGUGUUUACUACAUGGAUUUCCACAAGAUGUUCGUUGAGUACGCCAAGAAUCAGCUGUGUAAGACGCCCAUUCACACCUCGUCCGAGGUCCGUUGCGUUGAUCGGUCUGGCGACCACCCUAUCUUGACAUACACCACCCCUGCACCCAAUGGCAGCUAUGUCACCUGGGAGAAGCAGGAAUGCUCCUCUGUUAUCUUCGCCUUCCCACCAAACAUGGACAACUUGGAGCGUAUUGGCGUAGAUUUGACUGAGCAGGAGCAUGACACUUUCGCCAACAUCACGACCCACCAAUACUACUCUUCCGCGGUAGAGUUGGAGCUUCCCUUCGGAGUCUCCUACAUUGCUGAAAGCGCCAACGAUACGGUUCCACCGCCAAACGACGGCGAGCCAGUAGCUGUUCUUCACCUGAGUCGCGAAUCCAAUGUCUCCGUUGCCUGGUCUUGGGGUCCUUACGAGUUCCAAACCGAGGACGCUGCACGGAACUUGCUCGUUGAGAGCUUGUCUGAGCUCAACAAGGAUCCGCGCAAUGCCACAGAGCCAUCCCAGCCCUUUUGCGAGGACGACGUCAAAGCUUUCAAGAAGUGGGAUUACUUCCCGCAUUUCGAAGGCAACGCGCUUUCUAGCGGCGCAUACAGUAAGCUUAACAAGCUUCAAGGCCAGAAGAAGACGUACUACGCCAGUGGACUCAGCGGCAUGGAAAUUGUCGAAUGGGCCAUUCGUGGUGGACGUGACGUUGCCGACACGUACUUCUAG